Messenger RNA from Oldenlandia corymbosa var. corymbosa, 1238 nucleotides. The record is from the annotation of a GenBank genome assembly. Lineage: Eukaryota; Viridiplantae; Streptophyta; Magnoliopsida; Gentianales; Rubiaceae.
AAUAUCUUCAUCCCCCUCAUCUGAGAUGGAGUUAUUGAAUCUCUCGAACUUUCCAAUAUUCUAAUGUAUCUCUGUAUUCCUCAAAACACCUUUUAUUAACAAAAUAUUUUCCACCCCUUUAGAUAUUUUUUCUCCCCCAAUAUAUCUCUGUUUUUCUCUCUAUGCUUCUUUUCACCUCAAAAUUACGUCGUCUUUUCUCUUCCAUAUAUUUAUCCCGUGAACCCAGUUCAUCAAUUCUCCAUCAUCAUCGUCGUCGUCGUUUAUGUCCACGUGCCGGUGAAACCCCUCCCUCUGUUUCUCGUCGGAACCGAACCGGGUUUUUCUAAGGAUCCGAUUUGUCAGUUAAAAAAAUUUCCAGCGGGUUUCGGGUUAAUGGAUCGAGGAGGAGGUUCCAACGGAUCUUCUUGCUACUACUCCGUUUUGGGGAUUCGCAAGGACGCCUCCUUCUCUGAUAUCCGCACUGCUUACCGCAAGCUCGCCCUGAGGUGGCAUCCGGAUAGGUGGACGAAGAAUCCGACCGUUGCCGGAGAAGCUAAUCGGCGGUUUCAGAAGAUUCAAGAGGCGUAUUCAGUUCUGUCCGACGAGGAGAAGAGAUCAAUGUAUGACGCCGGAUUCCUUGAUCUCCUGGAGCAAGAUGAGGGGAUGGGUGAUUUCUUACAUGAUUUGAUGAACCUGAUGGAUAAAAAUGUCGGGGCACCGGAGGAGAGCUUAGAGGAUCUGCAGCGGACAUUUGUGGAAAUGUUCGGUGGAGAUUUGGCGAAGAUGAUGGGGAAUGAUGAUCCGACGACUAAAAAGCGAUCACGGGAUGUUGGGUCCACCGCAAGGGCAACUCCGAAACGCAGCAAUUCCAGCGGGAGUUCGUAUCUAUGACUAGGGACGCAUGUAGGAGAUCACGGCCUCAAAAUUACGCACUACAAUUUGUCGAAAUUGAUGAUAGGUCCAAGAGUAAUUAUGGUAGACUUUGGGGGUGGAAGUUUUUAGCUCAGUAUAGGUGACUCAAGAUUUUAUCAUUUUUAACCCUUUUUGUUUCUUUUCUUCUUUUUUUCAGUUUAAUUCCCGGAAUAAAAUCAAAAGUUGUGCUUCCUAUUUAUCUACUCCUGUUAUUGUAUUUUUGCCACCUUUUUAUACAGAGUGAGUAUUUCAAUUCUGAAACGGGAGUUGUGAAAAUUUUCGUUGACCCAUACUAUUUCGAUUUCACGUACAAUGAUAUAGUUACUAUAUCCGUUCUAAAAAAAAAU